AUGGCGCCCAACCCUGAUGUCGCGAGUGCUAUAUCAAAAGCAGAGUCCGCUCCCGGAGAAAAGGGGCCUGUCUAUGAACAGUUCAUUCCAACCAUCAAGGACCUCUCGCCUCCACCUACCGCCGACGACCUUAAUGCUAUCGUCGACUCUUUCUUUGGCCAGGCGCUUGGCGUCGUAGCCACUCGAACCAUUCUCUCAUCUUUCAUCGCGACACUCCGAGAGAUACAGAACCAGGACCUGUGGAUCGAGGUCGGAAACCGCACGCUAGACACAAUUGCCGCUCAGCCUUCUUCAUCAUCCUUUGUCGACGCUGGUGCCACACUCCGAGAGCUCAUUGCUACUGCCCAUGAGAAAAAUGAAGAUUUUCUCGACGCAGCCAAAACCCUGGCCGACAUCCCUCUCGAUAGCUCCCAGCGCAAGAUCACCGAUGAGGAAAAGGCUCGAACAUGGGUUCGAAUCGUACGAAACUAUCUCGAAGUAGACGACUCUACAGCCGCCGAGAUGUAUAUCAACAAGCUCAAGAACAUCAUGCAUUCGGUCGCCGAUCAAGAACUAAACCUCCACUUCAAGCUCUCGCAAGCACGUAUUCUCGAUGCUCAGCGUGACUUCUUGUCUGCAUCUCAACGAUAUCACGAAAUUAGCUUCUUCCCCGCCAUUGACGAGGACGAUCGUGUACAUACUCUCAGCAUGGCUAUCAAGUGCGGCGUUUUGGCCCCUGCAGGCCCAAUGAGAAACCGUACACUAGGCCGUCUAUAUAAGGAUGACCGGUCAUCUCAGCUGGAAGAAUUUGGCAUUUUGGAAAAGAUGUUUCUUGAUAGACUUUUGUCUCCUGAGGAAGUGGACAAGUUUGCUGAGGGAUUGCAACCGCAUCAGCUAGCAAAGACUUCAGAUGGAUCAACAGUACUCGCCAAAGCCGUUGUUGAGCAUAACCUUCUUGGUGCAUCGCGGCUUUACAGCAACAUCAGAUUCGAAGCCUUGGGAUCACUGUUGGGACUGGAUGCAGACAAGGCGGAGGAGACCACAGCACGAAUGAUCGAACAAGGUCGACUGGUAGGUAGAAUGGACCAGCUCGACGGUAUUGUGUACUUUGAGGGCGGCGAAGCGUCUGGAGUAAAGGGCAGUGGACGAGCCGAAGUGACCGUUGGCAAAGAAAUGCGAACAUGGGACUCCAAUGUCCAAAGUCUAGCAGAGGAAGUAGAACACGUCACGAACACGCUGCAGAAGGAGUUUCCCGAAUUUGUUGCCGCAAACCUUGUUAUAUGA
Fusarium poae is the source of this 1263-nucleotide messenger RNA. RefSeq lists its product as uncharacterized. Lineage: Eukaryota; Fungi; Ascomycota; Sordariomycetes; Hypocreales; Nectriaceae. The coding region runs from base 1 to 1263 and encodes 420 amino acids. The record is from RefSeq and is a predicted model, not a curated record. The transcript has 2 exons. Gene Ontology annotation, cellular component: COP9 signalosome; cytosol.